AUCUGAGAAAGGACCGACAAUGGGGCCAGAAAGAAUCUCUACAGUUUGGAAGAGAAAAUAACUGCGUGUCGUGAAGAGUAACUUCAUAUAAAAUAAAAUAAUUGUGGGUUUUUUAACUUCCAUCACUGUCAGAUACCCGCCUGCCCUACAAUAUAGCGUGGACAUCUGUUACACUGUGGUCCAAAAUUCUUGGUUAGGGGUAAAAAAAACAAGUAUAUAUUGAUUGGAAAAUUGAUUAGACAUUGUAUAGAUGUUAACUCUUUUGUGAAAUUGUUAUCGCCAUUGCUAUAUGUAGCUGUGGGUUGUUGAUGGUCCAGUAUGCCCACCCACUUCACAUCCAUAACCCCUCUUCCUGCACUUUAUCCUCCUUACUUUAAGCCUUGUACGCUAAUGCUAUUGCUUUUCAUUCUUUUGGGAUUCAAAUUCUUUUUCUUGUUUCCCCUAUAGAUAUAGGUUUUCUCAGAGUUGAUUCUUGGGAUGACUAGAGUUGAUCUGCUUCUGCUGCCUGUUUUCUGUGUUCCUUAAUUUACACGACACUGCCAAGAGAAUUGAGUGUUAAGUGGGACUCCUUUUAUUGGCUUAUAAAAAGGGUUAACAAAUUUGACUAAGAAGUUGCGUUAUCCAUCUGUCAAUCAUAUACCCAUAAAUUUGUUUUCCAGUGUUUGUGAUCUGUGGAUUAGUCGGUCAAUAUUGAGCAUUGGUUUUGGAAGAGCAGAGGCAUGUCGUGGCAUUAGUAGAUUUGGUUGUUUUUUAGGCUGUAGUCUCAAGGACUGAAAAGGGCAAGCACCCACUUCAGAAAGGUGUCCUAGUUGUUUCUUCUUCUGAUUUUGCCAGCGGAGAUUGUGAUUGGGUUUAGAUUGUUCUGAGAGAAUCCCAUUUUGUAAGUGUACCCUCUUAAUCUGAACUUCACUAAAUGCUUCUGUACAAUGCUGCCUUUAAGCAUUAAAUGAUUCAGCUUUUUAGUAUAAAUCAGAUACCCACUAUUAAAAACAAAAAAAAUUGAUUCAAAGAGAAUUUAGAUGACUUGGGAUUGAGGUAUACUUCCGUCAUAAUAAGGUGCUUGUAAUGUUUGGAUCUCUUGAUAGAACCAGGAUUUACUUUCUGCGAUCUCUUAGCUGUUCAGAGUUGAUAUCUUGAGAAUAAUAUGCCAUUGAAAAUGCAGGAGCAGACCUUUAUUGACUCAGCCAAUUGGAAGGAAUCUAGCACCAUGUAUGAUAAUAACUAUGUUGAACCUCAGCCUGGGUACACUGGGCUACCAGUAGAACAAGUUAGCUCUGGGAUAAUGGGACUGGAAGAGAAUUUGCAGAAAGCUUCUGUGAGACUGCCAAACUUUUCCCUGGGAGAGGUUACUCACAACAAUUUCUCAGAUGAAGUUGGAAUUGCAAGCGACAUUCAACAGCAGCUCAACUUUGAAUCAGAGCAAGAGUAUCACAGUCAGAUGAUCCGGGAUGUUCUUCAGCAGCAAUAUGAUGUGUGUCCAGGGCAAAACUCUAGUGCUAGUGUCGCUACAGUGGCCAGUUCAUGGGAAGUUAAUUUUCAUGAAAUGCAAGAAUUAUCACUUUUCAACCAGCAACAGCAGCAGAAUUUCCUUGAUCAAUCACAUCAUAUCUCAUCCUAUGCUGUUGCUAACAACACCCACUGCACUAAUGCCACCUCCACGGCUUAUCCUCCUCCCCCAGAACUUCUCAACUUGUUACAAAUCCCCAGAUGUUCGGUGGGCACCACCACCAUUUCCUUUGGUUCCAAAAAACCCAGCCUGGAUAUAUUUCCGAUUCUCAGUGGUGAAAUGGUUGAUCAGAAUUCCAGAAUGUAUGAUCCCCAUCUCUCUUUUCCACCACACUCACCAUGUUUAAGGGACAUGUUGCACACACUUCCUCACAACUUUCAACUUAACCCUCCCAAACCAUAUCUGGGUCUUGAUGAAAAGGAAGCAGCCCUACAAGAAGCAGAAGCUGGAAGACAGUUUACUAAUUCUAUUCUUGAACUGAAACGUGACAUGUCUCUAUCCAAAGGGGAGGCCCGUGGAAGCAACCAUUUUGCUACUGAAAGACAGAGGAGAGAGUACUUAAAUGAAAAAUAUCAAAGCCUGCGGACUCUGGUUCCCAAUCCCACCAAGGCUGACAGAGCUUCCAUAGUCGGAGAUGCUAUAGAAUACAUAAAAGAGUUGCUGCGUACAGUAGAAGAGAUGAAAAUAUUGGUAGAAGAGAAGAAGUGUGGAAGCGGGCGAAGUAAAAGAUACAGGGUUAGUAAUGACCAUGAAGCACUGGAAAGUUGUUCAAAAGCAGCUGUACCUGCUUUACACUGUGAGAAAGAUCAAAAAAUUUUGUCAAAUGGGUCGCUGAGAAGCACAUGGCUAAAAAGAAUCUCAAAAGAUGGAACCCAUGUUGAUGUUCGCAUUGUUGAUAAUGAGGUAAAUAUCAAGCUCAUUCAAAGGAAACGCCGCAGUUGUCUUCUGUGUGUCUCUCUCAUUCUCCAUGAACUGCACCUUGAAAUCCUUCAUGCAAAUGGUGCUAAUAUUGGGGAGCAUUAUAUCUUCAUGUUCAAUACAAAGAUUUAUGAAGGCUCAUGUGAACAUGCAGGUUCCAUUGCUACAAAAUUGAUGGAAGCUGUAGAUCGUCAAACAAGCUACAUUUCUAAUUUUUGAAGUAUUAUAUAUUUACGCCUUGAAUGUUUGACUGACAGUCAAAAAGUUUUGUAGCAAUGACACAUGAGAACAAUUAGAUGGUGGUCAUAUGGUACUCUAGGUACAAAUAACCAUUGCCCUCCUGUUCCAUAAGCUCUUAGAAAUUCUGUUGCAGUUUAUUCUUCACUAUCUAUCAACAUAUAUUGCUUAUAAUUUUCCACGUACAACUACUGUGAGAAUGUUUUCAGUAAGAUAUUCAGAUAAUUGUAGCCAAGGCAGGCUCGUAAUCAGUAUGAGUGCAAUCUCAAAUGCACUAUUUCUAGUAAUCUUUUUCAAGAUUUCUGUGUCA
Messenger RNA from Cryptomeria japonica (Japanese cedar), 2972 nucleotides. Its product is annotated as transcription factor EAT1. Bases 1145 to 2644 code for a protein of 499 amino acids. The transcript is spliced from 3 exons. Gene Ontology annotation, biological process: anther wall tapetum development; regulation of DNA-templated transcription. Gene Ontology annotation, molecular function: protein dimerization activity. The record is from RefSeq and is a predicted model, not a curated record. Lineage: Eukaryota; Viridiplantae; Streptophyta; Pinopsida; Cupressales; Cupressaceae.